AUGGUAGGUCAACAAUAUUCAAGUGCUCCUUUACGUACAGUUAAAGAAGUCCAAUUCGGUCUUUUUUCACCAGAAGAAGUUCGUUCCAUUAGUGUAGCUAAGAUCAAAUUUCCAGAAACUAUGGAUGAAACACAGACAAGAGCUAAAAUUGGUGGUUUGAAUGACCCAAGAUUAGGUUCUAUUGAUCGUAAUCUUAAGUGUCAAACAUGUCAAGAAGGUAUGAAUGAAUGUCCCGGUCAUUUUGGUCAUAUCGAUUUAGCAAAGCCUGUGUUCCACAUUGGUUUCAUUUCUAAAAUUAAAAAAGUUUGUGAAUGUAUCUGUAUGCACUGUGGUAAACUACUGCUGGACGAAAAUAAUGAGCAAAUGAGACAAGUUAUGAGUAUUAAAGAUUCAAAAAAGAGAUUCAAUGCUAUUUGGACUCUUUGUAAAACAAAAACUGUCUGUGAAACUGAUGUUCCAUCUGAGGACGAUCCAACCCAAUUAAUUUCUAGAGGUGGUUGUGGUAACGCUCAACCUACUAUCAGAAAAGAUGGUUUAAAGUUGGUUGGUAGUUGGAAGAAGGAUAAAGCCACCAAUGAUGGUGAUGAACCAGAACAGAGAGUUUUAAAUACAGAAGAGAUUCUAAAUAUCUUUAAACAUAUCUCAGUCCAUGAUUCAAAUACUUUGGGUUUCAAUGAACAAUUUGCCCGUCCUGAUUGGAUGAUUUUAACCGUUUUACCUGUCCCACCACCACCAGUUCGUCCUUCCAUUUCUUUUAAUGAAUCUCAAAGAGGUGAAGAUGAUUUAACAUUUAAAUUAGCAGAUAUCUUGAAAGCAAAUAUUAGUUUAGAAACUUUAGAGCAUAAUGGUGCCCCUCAUCAUGCUAUCGAAGAAGCAGAAAGUUUAUUACAAUUUCACAUUGCUACAUAUAUGGAUAACGAUAUUGCAGGUCAACCUCAAGCUUUACAAAAAUCUGGUCGUCCAGUUAAAUCUAUCCGUGCGCGUUUAAAGGGUAAGGAAGGUCGUAUUAGAGGUAACUUAAUGGGUAAGCGUGUUGAUUUUUCUGCAAGAACUGUUAUUUCCGGUGACCCUAACUUAGAAUUAGAUCAAGUUGGUGUUCCAAAAUCUAUUGCUAAAACCUUAACAUAUCCCGAGGUUGUUACACCAUAUAAUAUCGACCGUUUGACACAAUUAGUACGUAACGGCCCUAACGAACAUCCUGGUGCCAAGUAUGUUAUCCGUGACAAUGGUGACCGUAUUGAUUUAAGAUAUAGUAAACGUGCUGGUGACAUUCAGCUACAGUAUGGUUGGAAGGUUGAACGUCAUAUUAUGGAUAACGAUCCUGUUCUGUUCAAUCGUCAACCAUCUUUACAUAAAAUGUCUAUGAUGGCUCACAGGGUCAAAGUUAUGCCAUAUUCUACUUUUAGGUUAAAUUUAUCUGUCACUUCGCCUUAUAAUGCAGAUUUCGAUGGUGAUGAAAUGAAUUUACAUGUUCCUCAAUCUGAGGAGACAAGAGCAGAGUUAUCACAAUUAUGUUCUGUUCCUUUACAAAUUGUUUCUCCACAAUCGAAUAAACCAUGUAUGGGUAUCGUCCAAGAUACUUUAUGUGGUAUUAGAAAAUUGACUUUAAGAGAUUGUUUUAUUGAAUUAGACCAAUUAUUAAACAUGUUAUAUUGGGUUCCGGACUGGGAUGGUAUUAUUCCAACCCCAGCUAUCAUAAAACCAGUACCUUUAUGGUCUGGUAAACAAAUCUUGUCUAUUGCCAUUCCAAAAGGUAUUCAUUUACAAAGAUUUGAUGAAGGUACAACUAUGUUAUCACCAAAAGAUAAUGGUAUGUUAAUUAUUGAUGGUCAAAUAAUCUUCGGUGUGGUAGACAAAAAAACAGUCGGAUCUUCUAACGGUGGUUUAAUCCAUGUUGUUACAAGAGAAAAGGGUCCUCAAAUCUGUGCCAAAAUGUUUGGUAAUAUUCAAAAAGUAGUCAACUUCUGGUUCUUACAUAACGGUUUCUCCACCGGUAUCGGUGAUACAAUUGCCGACGGUGGAACUAUGAAAGAGAUUACUGAAACUAUUGCUGAUGCUAAGAGAAAAGUGGAAGAAGUCACCAAAGAAGCCCAAGCAAACUUAUUAACAGCAAAGCAUGGUAUGACGUUACGUGAAUCCUUUGAAGAUAAUGUUGUUCGUUUCUUAAAUGAAGCGAGAGAUAAAGCUGGUCGUUUAGCUGAAGUUAAUUUAAAUGACUUAAAUAAUGUCAAACAAAUGGUAAGUGCUGGUUCAAAAGGUUCUUUCAUUAAUAUUGCACAAAUGUCCGCUUGUGUUGGACAACAAUCUGUUGAAGGUAAACGUAUUGCAUUUGGGUUCGUUGAUCGUACCUUGCCUCAUUUUUCUAAAGAUGAUUAUUCUCCAGAAUCUAAGGGUUUUGUAGAAAAUUCUUAUUUAAGAGGUUUAACUCCACAAGAAUUUUUCUUCCAUGCUAUGGGUGGUCGUGAAGGUUUAAUCGAUACUGCUGUUAAAACUGCAGAGACUGGUUAUAUUCAACGUCGUUUAGUGAAGGCUCUAGAGGAUAUUAUGGUUCAUUAUGAUAGCACCACUAGAAAUUCUCUUGGUAAUGUAAUUCAAUUUGUUUAUGGUGAGGAUGGUAUUGAUGCUGGUCAUAUCGAAAAGCAAUCUAUAGAUACAAUCGGUGGUUCGGAUGCAGCAUUCGAGAAGAGAUAUAGAAUCGAUUUAAUGAGUCCUAAUCACGCUCUAGAUCCGUCCUUACUGGAAUCUGGUCUAGAAAUAACUGGCGAUGUUAAACUACAAUCCAUUUUGGAUACAGAGUACAAACAAUUAGUUGACGAUCGUCGUUUCUUAAGAAAUGUGUUCAUCGAUGGUGAGCCAAACUGGCACUUACCAGUUAAUAUAAGGCGUAUCAUCCAAAAUGCUCAACAGACUUUCAGAAUCGAUCAUACAAAACCUUCUGAUUUAACUAUCAAUGAAGUAAUUCGUGAUGUUGCACGCUUGCAAGAAAAUUUAUUGGUUUUAAGAGGUAAAGGAAAAAUAAUAGAAGAAGCACAAAAUGAUGCUAUUACAUUAUUCUGCUGCUUAGUUCGUUCACGUUUAGCAGUACGUAGAGUGUUACAAGAAUAUAGACUAACAAAACAAGCCUUCCAAUGGGUUUUAAAUAAUAUCGAAUCUCAAUUCCUACGUUCAAUUGUUCACCCAGGUGAAAUGGUCGGUGUCUUAGCGGCGCAAUCUAUUGGUGAACCUGCCACACAAAUGACAUUAAACACUUUCCAUUUUGCUGGUGUGGCAUCAAAGAAAGUCACUUCAGGUGUUCCUCGUUUAAAGGAAAUUCUAAAUGUUGCCAAAAAUAUGAAAACACCAUCAUCUACUGUUUACUUAGAUCCAGAGUAUGCUACUGACCAAGAAAAGGCUAAGAUUAUUAGAUCAGCUAUCGAACAUACAACAUUAAAGAGUGUUACUGUUGCUUCUGAAAUUUAUUAUGAUCCUGAUCCUACCACCACGGUCAUUGCCGAAGAUGAAGAAAUUAUUCAAUUACAUUACUCUUUAAUGGAUUCAGAAACGGAAAAGAAUAUCGAUAACCAAUCGCCGUGGUUGUUACGUCUAGAACUAGAUCGUGCUGCUAUGAACGAUAAAGAUUUAACUAUGGUACAAGUUGGUGAAAAGAUCAAAGAAACAUUUAGAAAUGAUUUAUCUGUCAUCUGGUCCGAAGAUAAUGCUGAUAAGUUAAUCAUUCGUUGUCGUGUUGUUCGUCCAAAGUCAUUAGAUGCCGAGACCGAAGCAGAAGAAGAUCAUAUGUUAAAGAAGAUUGAAAAUACCAUGUUAGAAAGUAUUACUUUACGUGGUGUGGAAGAUAUUGAGCGUGUGGUUAUGAUGAAAUAUGAUAGAAAGAUGCCAAGUGAAACUGGUGAAUACCAGAAGGUUCCAGAAUGGGUUCUAGAAACCGAUGGUGUUAAUUUAAUGGAAGUUAUGACAGUUCCAGGUGUGGAUGGUUCAAGAAUAUAUACAAACUCUUUCAUUGACAUUACUGAAGUUUUGGGUAUUGAAGCUGGUCGUGCUGCAUUAUACAGAGAAGUCUAUAACGUCAUCGCAUCCGAUGGUUCUUAUGUUAAUUAUCGUCAUAUGGCUUUGUUAGUUGAUGUAAUGACCACCCAAGGUGGUUUAACAUCAGUCACUCGUCAUGGUUUCAAUAGAUCUAACACGGGCGCUUUAAUGAGAUGUUCUUUUGAAGAAACCGUGGAAAUUUUAUUUGAAGCCGGUGCUUCUGCAGAAUUAGAUGACUGUCGUGGUGUGUCUGAAAAUGUUAUUUUGGGUCAAAUGGCUCCAAUUGGUACGGGUGCAUUUGAUGUCAUGAUUGAUGAGGAAUCACUAGUUAAGUACAUGCCAGAACAAAAAGUUACUGAAAUUGAGGAAGGUCAAGAAGGUGGUGCUACUCCAUACUCGAGCGAAUCUGGUUUAAUUAACGCCGACAUUGACAUCAAGGACGACUUAAUGUUCUCACCGUUAGUUGACUCCGGUUUAUCCGAUUCUAUGAACGGAGGCUUUACAGCAUAUGGAGGUGCUGAUUAUGGUGGAGCUACUUCACCAUUCAGUGCCUACAGAGAAUCCCCAUCUUCCCCUGGUUUUGGUGGUGUAUCUUCUCCAGGAUUUUCUCCAACUUCACCUGGUUACUCACCAACUUCGCCAAGUUAUUCCCCAACUUCGCCAAGUUACUCCCCAACUUCUCCAUCAUAUUCUCCAACGUCACCAAGUUACUCCCCAACUUCUCCAUCAUAUUCUCCAACUUCGCCAAGUUACUCUCCAACUUCACCAAGUUAUUCCCCAACUUCACCAAGUUACUCUCCAACUUCGCCAAGUUACUCUCCAACUUCACCAAGUUACUCUCCAACUUCACCAAGUUACUCUCCAACAUCACCAUCAUAUUCUCCAACUUCGCCAAGUUACUCUCCAACUUCACCAAGUUAUUCCCCAACUUCACCAAGUUACUCUCCAACUUCACCAAGUUACUCUCCAACUUCACCAUCAUAUUCUCCAACUUCGCCAAGUUACUCCCCAACAUCACCAUCAUAUUCUCCAACUUCGCCAAGUUACUCCCCAACAUCACCAAGCUAUAAUCCUGGUAAUCCUUCUUACUCUCCAAGCUCUCCAAAGAAGGAUGAAGAAGAAAAAGAAGAUAAUUAA
Tetrapisispora phaffii CBS 4417 is the source of this 5160-nucleotide messenger RNA. RefSeq names its product DNA-directed RNA polymerase II subunit RPB1 (gene RPO21). The transcript has a single exon. Gene Ontology annotation, biological process: transcription by RNA polymerase II. The record is from RefSeq and is a predicted model, not a curated record. Gene Ontology annotation, cellular component: RNA polymerase II, core complex. Lineage: Eukaryota; Fungi; Ascomycota; Saccharomycetes; Saccharomycetales; Saccharomycetaceae. Gene Ontology annotation, molecular function: DNA binding. Bases 1 to 5160 code for a protein of 1719 amino acids.